CCCUGAAAGCGCAGAAGAAAAGCCACUUCAGCAUCAGUGUGCCUGUCCUGACACUCUAAUACUCUGCCUGUACUCUGAAUGCUGACACUGAAUCCUUUCUGGCUGGGAAUCAGCAAGGGAUGAACACAGCUAAGACUUGCCCUGGAGACCUCUGUCUGCUCCCAUCUUUUGUCUGAUCACAUGCAUUCUGAACUGAUUGCUAAAGGAUAAACAGAGAGAUGGCAAAUUGCAGCUUUCAUUAGGAGAGAGUUGUGUACCAAAAACAGGGCAGAGCAUGGUUUGGAUGAUCUUCAGAGUCACUCACAGCUUGCCAAGAAAGGUAAAUGGAAGAUUCAGAAACUCACUUAUUACAGACACGCAAAGGACAUCGAAUAGAACAGAUGGUAGUCAGAUGGCUACGACGGUCAAGAGAUAAUUCAUCACGUGGCAGAGUCUCAACCGGGGAAAGUCCACCUGGAGGGCCCAAUCAGUUUGGCUGUUCUUUAACACUCACAUUGGUCAUAGAGAAAGACUUAUUCCUUCACAACUACGGAUUUGAUAUAUCUCGAAAGCCUCCUCUUACUGUAAUAGCUGUAACUGCAGGCAGUCCAGCUGAAGGGAAGCUUUUACCAGGUGAUCAGAUACUCAGGAUAAACAACGAAGAUGUGGAAAAUAUUUCAGUUGAAAAAGCAGCAAACAUGGUCAGGGAAUCCGGGGACUCAAUUAAAAUGACAGUACUACGAAAUACUUCGAGCCCCAAAUCGUCCUUUCUUACAGCAGAAAAAAGAGCCAGAUUAAGAAGUAAUCCAGUAAAAGUGAGGUUUGCUGAGGAAGUGAUUGUAAAUGGCCACACUCAGGGGAAUUCACUUCUUUUUAUGCCCAAUGUUCUUAAGGUUUAUUUGGAAAAUGGCCAAACAAAGGCUUUUAAAUUUGAAAAGAAAACAACUGUGAAGGAUAUCAUCAUGACCCUUAAGGAGAAGUUAUCAAUCAAUAUCAUUGAGCACUUUGCACUAGCUCUGGAAGAACAGUACAAUAUCUCAAAGCUCUUUCUUCUUCAUGAGGACGAACUUAUUGAACAGGUGGUGCAGAAAAGAGAGUCACAUGAUUAUAGGUGCCUCCUCAGGGUCUGCUUUGUACCCAGGGAUCCAUUAAGUCUUCUGCAAGAGGAUCCAGUUGCCUUUGAGUAUCUAUAUUUACAGAGCUGCAGUGAUGUACUGCAGGAAAGGUUUGCAGUGGAGAUGAAAUGCAGUGUGGCUUUGAGACUGGCUGCAUUACAUAUACAGGAGCGGAUUCAUUCGUGUGGACAAUCACAGAAGAUAUCCUUCAAGUACAUAGAAAAGGACUGGGGUAUAGACAACUUCUUAUCGCCAACUUUGCUGCGCAACAUGAGAGGGAAGGACAUCAAAAAGGCUAUUAGCUUUCACAUUAAAAGAAACCAAUACAUACUUGAGCCAAGACAAAAGCAACCUAUAUCAGCAACACAGUUGCGAAUACAGUAUCUAAAGCUACUCGGAGAUCUGAAAACGUAUGGAGGAAAAAUAUUUAAUGCCACAUUAAUGCUUCAGGAUAGAGAAUCCCAUGUCACACUUCUCGUUGGAGCAAAAUAUGGCAUCAGUCAGAUUAUCAACAACAAACUCAACAUCAUGACCACCUUGGCAGAGUUUGCCAGCAUCAGCAAGAUAGAACUGAAUCCCGAGUCUGAGAAAGUGAGCCUGGUGAAGGUCUACCUGCAGGACAUUAAGCCAAUAUCUUUGUUGUUGGAGUCAAACAAUGCAAAGGAUAUAGCAUGUCUAAUUUCUGGAUAUUGCAAGUUGUUUGUGGAUCCUGGAGCAAAUAUAUUUACAUGGCCAAGAAAUAGCCAAGUCCAUCGAGUAUCUACUGAAGAAGGAUAUGAAUCUAGAGCCUGCAGUGACUCAGAAGAAUCAUCAGAUGUUGAUUCUUCUCUGGAACUUUUAUCAGAACGGCACUUUCUGAAGUACAAAGACAUAAAACCAUUGCAAGAGGAGGAGGAAGAAGAUACAGAGGAAGAAGGCAUCCAGGAAUUAAAGCAAGAUAACGAGAAGAAAGAUUGUGACGAUAGUGAAAGAAAAGGCUGUGAUGGAGGAAAUAAUGAUACAGACAGUAUUUCUGAUGCCUCAGAUUCUGCCAAUACUGAGAGCCAAGGUUACAAAAUAAGCUGGUCAAGUGAUUCCAUUGAUGCCUUGGAAGAAGAUGACCUGGAGACAUGUUCAUCAAGUAGACCAGAGUUCUUCCAGUUUUAUUCUCCUGUCUUAAAAAAUAUGGGUAUGGAUGAGCAAGUUGUUUUUAGUGAGAAUCAAGAAUUAAAAGAUAAAAGAGAUGGAGGGCUAGAAUCGGAUCCAUUGCUGUGCUUUUUGCAACUACCCAAUGGUAGAGUAGAUGCCGAUUUGGACACUAAGGAGAUGACAACAUCCCACAGAGAUAUGGAGGGCAAGGAAGAAAAUGAGUCCCUCUGCUUUUCGGUUGGAUGUCAGUUUGUAGAAAGCAAUAUCAUGGAAUACUACAGUCUAUGCACCAAUGUUUCACCAGCCAGCAGUAUUGACAAGAAUGUUCCAAGUAGUCCAGAGAGCAACUGUGUUAAAGAGCUGUUAGCUGGAGCAAGGGGAAUGGAGCGGGCAUCUAAUUUGGGCCUCAGUGAGAAAGUGGAAACACUCAUUCUUGAUCCUCCACCUGGCUUUGGGGACAGUAGUUCUGAAGAUGAAUUUUUUGAUGCUGCUGAUCGAUUUACUCCAACUCAAACUUCUCCAGGUCCAAAAUCAAGUUCCAACAGAGGAGAGAAUAUAUUUUAUUAUCCAGAUAUUGCAGAAUCCUAUGACUCAAAUAGAUCAAUGGAAAAAAACAUAAAACCCAAGAAUUCCAGGAGGCCAACAAAACUCUCAAGGAAAAGAAGAUCCUUCUUACAGACAGACUACACAGCUCAGGUCACCUAUCCACUGUCACCUUCCAGCUCUUCAGAGGCUAUGGACCAUGUAUGUUGCUAUGAGAAAGAAUCUCACAUGUCUUCUGGUUCACACUCUCAAACUGUAUCUUCUCUGAAGGAUAUUGAGGGGGAACCCGCUCUAUUAGAGAUGAAACCUCUUAUCAAGCAUAAAUCUAUACUGAAAACAAAAAGGAAAACACAUUCCCCGACUCUUAUGGAAAUGGAACCUGACACCAUGGAGAUAAAGUCUGUGACCGAUACUGUAGCAUCUUCUAUUUCUGCUAUUCGUUUCAGGAGUGACUCUGGAGCGGAGGAAAAAGAACAGAUUGGUGUAGUUUUUCAAGAUGGUCCAAACAAUGGAGAACAUACUCCACAUUGGAGCACUGUAGAACACAGUGGUAGAGCCAGUCCUUCUCAAAUAUCAUUACAAAUGGAGAAUAUUAGUGAACACUCUGAUUUAUGCCCAGAGUUGAUUUGUGAUAUCAAUUCAAUCAGUUUAUUGAAAGAGGCAAACAUUUUGGAUGACAUUGAACCAGAGAUUAAAGCUGCAUUUACGAAUAUAUUUGAAAACGUAUCUCUUAGCACAGACACCAGUACAUAUUUGGGGUCAAAUUGUUCUUCAGAUCUUAAAGGCAGAAAGUCAUUAUAUGUUGCUGAAGAGCCAAUCCCUUUCAUGAAGCCUACAAUAAAAAAUGAUUCACCUCAAUGUGAUGGAAAUAUUGAAAGACUUACUUCACCUAAAAAUGAUAAUCCUAAUCAGAGUCCUUCCAACAAUUCUAAAUCAAAGAAAUUAUUUGAUUUCUCACAUGCCACAGAUUUACUUUUUGAUUUUAAAGGUAUCACAGAUAUGUUAACAUCUCUCCCAAUUAACUCAUUUAAAGUUGGAUCUACUAGUCCUGUAUCAAAUGGCCAGAAUAUGCCUCCUUGUGAGGAGAAAGAACAUCUUUUGAAGUAUACAUCAGAGUCAGACGUUGAGGAUUUAGAUGUUGUUGAUGUGAAAAGGAAUAGAUUUCUGUCAUCGUCUCCAAAUUCAUCCAAAGCUGCACAAGUCACUUUUGAACUUUCUUCUGACGAAAAUGGUGAUGAAAAAGAGCAUGGUGACCUUUUAUUAAGCUCAAACACCCACACAAUAAAACAUAACAUAUACGAGUCUUCUCACAAAGACUACAGUAACAACCUUGAUGAGCACAGUUUGAAAAAUGGAAGUUGUAGUUUACACAAUCUAGAACCAAAAAGUCCUGAGAUACCUAAAGUGGGAAACCUUGGAAAUUGCAGCUGUCAGUUGUCAUACACAAGUUGUUUUCGUGGUGUAAAUGUUGAUGUAGAUGAUGAGAUUGUAGACUCUGAGGCAACCAUUUCAUCACUACCGCGGACAUUACCUCCUGUAUCAGGUAACACAUUGUUUACAGAAAAGAAUCACUUUGCCAUUACAAAUGGCACUAGUAGCAGUAUGGUUGGUGAAACUCUUCAUCUCUUAAGAGUUAGAAUAGGUAACUCUCCCAGUGGCUACAGCAUGCUACAAGAUAGUGUGUUGGACUUGCAGACAAUCAUACAGGAUUUUAAGAAAGAAUCCAGAGUACAUCCUCCCGACAAAUGUGCUAAAGUUUUUUCAGAACAGAAGACCUGUCUUUGUAAUGUGUCUCGUAAGAUGAUGACCACCUCCCAGAAAAUACUCAGAUCAGAUCAGUCAUCUGACGAAAUGUACCAAGUAGCUGAAGAAACGUUCUUUGAUCUCAUGGAGAUGACAGAAGUGUGCCUCCAGUUUUCCAGUUGUGCACAGUGUUUUAAGCGUCACUUAGAUGUCCACACUAAUCUCCGGGAUCUUAUAUGCACAUAUAAUCAAUUCAUUCAGGCUAUCAAGAAGGCUUCUGACAAUGAGAACAGAGACUUAUAUUUUAAGCUUCUGUCCCGUCAGUGCACUGCUCUUACUGCUGCUGCUUUUUGCCUGACUCAACACUACAGGACAGUAUUAUCUCUCUGAAAUGGAUAUAAAUAGAGUAUCUUUAAUGUUUUUGCAUA
Molecule: messenger RNA, 4936 nt
Organism: Pelobates fuscus (common spadefoot toad)
Lineage: Eukaryota; Metazoa; Chordata; Amphibia; Anura; Pelobatidae
Gene: FRMPD1
Product: FERM and PDZ domain containing 1
Exons: 16
Coding region: 324-4898 (1524 amino acids)
Cellular component (GO): plasma membrane; cytoskeleton; cell cortex
Molecular function (GO): protein binding
Source: RefSeq, a predicted model, not a curated record